Closterium sp. NIES-65 is the source of this 1845-nucleotide messenger RNA. The record is from the annotation of a GenBank genome assembly. Lineage: Eukaryota; Viridiplantae; Streptophyta; Zygnematophyceae; Desmidiales; Closteriaceae.
AUGGAGGACAUGUUCUGCUCCACCCUCCCACCCGAGACCAUGAAGGAGCUGAAGGACAUUGUGAGGGAAGGCUACCAUGAAGCCAAAGCAGGGAGGUUGGAAGUCCUCACCGAAGCGAUGGCGAGAGGUUUUCAGCGCUCGGCGGGCCCGUCAACGAGAUCGCGUCAGGAGGGUGUGGGAGGGGUUCGCAGCGGGGCUGAGCCUCGUGGUCACGAGCGGUCGGUUCCUCCGUCUUCUUUGGUGGGAGGACAUGUCGGCAGCCCGGUUGGAUCCCCACCGGCGCGUGGCCGUCGUCCCGUCGCCAAGCCCGUCAAGGAAGUCAUCGUACUCGACCAGUCGCCCCGCCCGAAGACCUCCGUAGCGGCUCCGAUCGAUCCACCUGAUGCGUUUGCUUCGAUGCGGGACAUGCUGCAAGGCCUGGGGAAAACGGGUGGGAAAGGAGUGGUCGCGGGGGAGAAAAGUGGUGCCCUGAACGAGCACGUCGCCUCGACCGGGAACAGAGCUCUAGGAAUGCAAGGUGCCUCUACCCCGUCAGGCGGCGGUGUGGGGAAAGGAGCGGGAGAAGCAAGCGCUGGGUUGCUGUCGAAGACUAAAGCGGCAUCAGCUGCGCAAGGCGGUGGUGCUGGCCUUGCUGUCGGGCUUGUGGGAAAUUGGGCGUCUUCCUUGACCCCUCCAGUUGCUCCUGUCGCCGCUGCUCCGUCCCUAGGCAACGUUUGUCUUAGCGAUCCGGGCUCCCCUUCAACGUCGAAGAAGAAGCCGGCUGCGACGAAGUCGUCGAAGCGCGCUGCACACGCGACAGAGAGCCUUGACGUGGUGGAGCUGGCCAGCGUCCCUGGUCAGGCGACUGUCGAGAAGACCUCUAUUGUCGUUGCUGCUCGACAGGAAAAGGCGAAGAAGGCCAGGGUCACGGGUCACACCCCACCUCCUCGAACGGACGACCAAGGCAAGACGAGAGGCUGCAAACGUCCGUUCAAAGGACCGGGUUUCGGGUUGCGGAAGGGGAAGCCGGUUUCCGAGCACACCGUCGGCGGGAGGAAGCGGUUCCUUGGCACUUUUGAAACAGAGAAGGACCAGAAGUUCUGUACGGCCGUCUACUGGCGCGUGUACUUCCCCGACGUUGUCCUUACGGAGUACGAAGGGUACAUGGCGCAGGAUGAGGAGGACUGGAAGGUCUACCUCGAUGCGGCCGCAGAAAUGCCAGCCGGCGUUUGGAGCGUGGCGCAAGAACAAGGGGAAUGUCGUUUCGACGAUUACCUGUCGCUCUUGGCGACGGAAAAAAAGGAAGUGAAAGCUGGAACCGAGAGGGGAAUCGCGCUGUGCGUGGCGAUUGGUAAGGUCGCGACGCUUGGCCUGAAGCACGGUAAUCUGAUUUACCCGAUCCGGAAGGGCAUGGCGGCGACACCGCACAUGAUGGCCAUCGCAGCAGCUGUGGCGAGCUUGUGGGCGGCCAGCAGGAAGUUGUCGAGGGAGGAUAUUAAGAAGGAUGCCCUAGUUGCCGCAAACGCGGCGAUCUACGCCCCGAAGACUGCACAGAAGGCUUGUGUGGCUGCCAUGUCUGCACUCGUGUCCAUACUUUUGCACGUCGGCAAGACGUUCCCGGCAAAGCAGUGGCCCGAUCACCUGUAUUCGUCGGCUGUCAAAGGUCUCGGCUCGACGGACGCCAUACUGCUGCAGAUGCUGCGCGUGGCAGCACAGGUCUGUACGCAAUGGUGCUGCUGUCGAGCUGCUGCCCGCUUGCUGGAGGACGCGGGCUAUGGCAGCCUGGCUAUGCCAGAAGAAAAGAGCAAGGCGAAGCAGGGCGACGAGGAUGCAGCUGAGACGGAAACGGGCGGGCAAGGGGAGUAG